AGGCGCGGGCACCGACGCUUCCGGGAGGUCACUUCCUCCCCCGUCUCCUAGCAACGGCUAGACGCGUUGUUGACAUCCCGGGUAGAGGUGCCGCCGGACUGAGCCCAGAGUCUCGCAGCCCGCGCGAUGGCAGAGGUGGAGGAAACCCUAAAGAGGAUACAGAGCCAUAAAGGGGUUAUUGGAACGAUGGUUGUAAAUGCAGAAGGCAUUCCGAUCCGAACAACCUUGGACAACUCAACAACCGUUCAAUAUGCAGGUCUUCUUCAUCAACUGACAGUGAAAGCCAAGAGCACAGUCCGCGAUAUUGAUCCUCAGAACGACCUAACUUUUCUUAGGAUCAGAUCAAAGAAACAUGAAAUCAUGGUAGCUCCAGAUAAGGAAUAUCUUCUGAUUGUCAUUCAGAAUCCAUGUGAAUAGCCCUGCUAUGGCCAAGUACAUCCUGUGACGCUGGGUUGAAAACACUUCAUUCUUUAAUGAUUAAUAAGAUUCUAUUCUAAUCUAACUUAUCUUUCGGUCAUUCUUUUCUGGUUGUACAUUUGAACUAUAUGUCUCAUUUAGUCCCUUUUGAAUGUGAAGUUGUGGUUUAGCUAUAUAAUAAAUUCUGGUAUGCAUGUCUCUUAUACUACA
This is a messenger RNA of Pteropus alecto (black flying fox), 627 nucleotides long. RefSeq names its product dynein light chain roadblock-type 2 (gene DYNLRB2). Lineage: Eukaryota; Metazoa; Chordata; Mammalia; Chiroptera; Pteropodidae. The record is from RefSeq and is a predicted model, not a curated record. The coding region runs from base 127 to 417 and encodes 96 amino acids. The transcript has 4 exons. Gene Ontology annotation, cellular component: cytoplasm; cytoplasmic dynein complex; centrosome. Gene Ontology annotation, biological process: microtubule-based movement. Gene Ontology annotation, molecular function: dynein intermediate chain binding.